AAAAUGUUCAUCCAGACUCUAAAUCCAACAAGAACCCACUCUUUACCUAUCCUUCAACAUCCUCCUCAACCUCAAAAGGAGGGAAGGCAACAGAAGAGUAUUGAGGUGAAGUUGAGUCAUCAAAACAUGCAAAGUAGUGUGUUUAAGAAUUCCAGGAUAAAACAGAGUACUGAUAAUAGCCCUGUGAACAUCAACAAGAAGGGAAAUACUAUGACUAAAGAUAGGCUAGUCAAUACCCACACUAAAUUGCAUCAGAGUUUUAAUAAUAAGUACAGGAAAUAUAUGAUAGAGAAGGAGGAUGCCAGCAAGCUUAGCAAAAUGCAUACAUUUUUGAACAGGUAUCUUAAUGAGAGUGAAGUUAAUAUAAAUGGCUCUCAGAUGGUUGAUAAAUCAAUUGCUCGUGAAGAUACAGAUUAUGAUUUCCAAUUUUAUACAAAUGAGAACGAAUUUUUAAAUAAUGAUUCCAAGACAUUUAUUCAAGAAUUGUCUAAGAAGUCUUAUAAGCAUCAGGUAGUUCAUAAGGACAUCCACCUUAAAACUUCUUCAUUGAAAUCUAAAGGAAAUGCGAUGACAACGAUUCAGCAAUAAAA
This is a messenger RNA of Moneuplotes crassus, 590 nucleotides long. Lineage: Eukaryota; Ciliophora; Spirotrichea; Euplotida; Euplotidae. The record is from the annotation of a GenBank genome assembly.